AUGCUGGCCUCUCUGCUGCUCUGUUGUGCCAUCUCUUUGCUCCGCCCCUCCUUUGCUUUGGUUCAUGGGAACUUGCAGCUGGAUGAAGGCCCGGCCUCUGCUCGCCUCGUUGACUCAUCCUUUCUGUCAGAUGUCGAAAGAGGCCACGCCCCUCCUCCUGUGCAGGAGCCUGGCCUCCUCCCUGUGGACUCUGUGGAGGAUCAUUUCCUGAUGGAUGCUGGAUCCUAUGAUGAGGACUCGUCGGCAGCCUUGCAGCUGCAGGGUCGCACCAUGCGCUCACCACGUCGCUGCAUCCCCCACCAGCAGUCAUGUCUCGGCUACCCACUGCCCUGUUGUGACCCAUGUGACACCUGUUACUGCCGCUUCUUCAACGCCAUCUGCUACUGCCGCCGCGUUGGCCAUGGCUGCGCCCCCCGACGUACCUGA
Molecule: messenger RNA, 426 nt
Organism: Sphaeramia orbicularis (orbiculate cardinalfish)
Lineage: Eukaryota; Metazoa; Chordata; Actinopteri; Kurtiformes; Apogonidae
Gene: agrp
Product: agouti related neuropeptide
Exons: 3
Coding region: 1-426 (141 amino acids)
Biological process (GO): adult feeding behavior; neuropeptide signaling pathway; positive regulation of feeding behavior
Cellular component (GO): extracellular region
Molecular function (GO): type 1 melanocortin receptor binding; neuropeptide hormone activity
Source: RefSeq, a predicted model, not a curated record